UAGGCUUCACUACUAAGCCCUUAGUUUAAGGAGUGCUUUCACAUCCAAAUUCUACCUGCAGUUCUCUUCUCUCUCUCACAUUAUUUUCUUUUUUCAAAGUCUCUUAACUUUUUAAAACCCUAACUAAAUAUACACUCCAUACCAUAUCCUCUCUCUAUUUAUCAGAUCCUUGUGGUUUAGGUGCUUCUUUCAGAUUAUUCUCAAGAAAACUUUUGAUUUUUAGAAGCAUUUUAAGAGAAACUGCUUUUUCUGGUUGUGAGGCAGAGAGCUCAAUUAGAGAAUGGAGAUUGCAAGUCAAGAAGAUCCCACUCCAAUAAAUACUAGCUACGGUAAUAGUGGAGGUGGGCUUGGGAAUAUGAUCCAUCAUCAUCAUGCCAAUUCUGCUCCAACAUCUCUCAACAUUACUACUCCAAACCCACUACAAGUCUCCUCAAAUGGUAACGGUCUUGGCAAAAAUCAUGACUACUCUCAUCAUCAUCAUCAUCAUCAUCAUGUGGGUUACAACAUCAUGGUCAGCAACAACAACAACAUCAAGAAAGAGAAACCUGUGGUGAUCAAGUACAAGGAAUGCCUAAAGAAUCAUGCAGCUUCCAAGGGAGGCAAUGCCAUUGAUGGUUGUGGAGAGUUUAUGCCAAGUGGUGAAGAUGGUUCCAUUGAAGCUCUCACAUGCUCAGCUUGUAACUGCCAUAGAAACUUCCAUAGAAGAGAAAUCGAAGGUGAAGAAAAAACCUUCUUUUCCCCUUACCUCAACCACCACCAACCACCUCCGCCGCAGAGAAAACUCAUGUUUCACCACAAGAUGAUCAAAUCACCAUUACCGCAACAAAUGAUAAUGCCAAUUGGCGUCGCAACCGGUGGAUCCAACUCAGAGUCAGAAGAUCUCAUGGAAGAAGACGGUGGAGGAAGCUUGACAUUCCGACAUCCACCACCGCCACCACCACCACCGUAUAGUUACGGACAUAAUCAGAAGAAGAGGUUUAGGACAAAGUUCACACAAGAACAAAAGGAGAAGAUGAUGAGUUUUGCGGAGAGAGUUGGUUGGAAGAUGCAAAGACAAGAGGAGUCUGAUGUUCAACAGCUUUGUCAAGAGAUUGGAAUCAUGAGAAGAGUCCUUAAAGUUUGGAUGCACAACAACAAACACCAUUUAUCCAAGAAGAGCAACAACAUUAAUGACAAUGUAGAUCAGCUCGGUAAUAAGGACGUUAAUAACGCCACCACUGAAAAUCUAGCUUCUACUAGUCCUUAGUUAAGUUAAAUUGUUGUUAUAACUUCACUCUUGUGAUUACUUAAUUAAGUACUUGCUCAUCGUAUGGUUUAUGUUUUACCCUUUCUUUUGUUAAUCACUGCUUUUAGGUAGCUUUCUACAAACAUGUGUUUUAUUAGGGUCCUAUAUAAUCGUGGAGUGUAUAAGAUAAGGUUUCGAUGUUU
Molecule: messenger RNA, 1428 nt
Organism: Camelina sativa (false flax)
Lineage: Eukaryota; Viridiplantae; Streptophyta; Magnoliopsida; Brassicales; Brassicaceae
Product: zinc-finger homeodomain protein 3
Biological process (GO): regulation of developmental process; regulation of DNA-templated transcription
Cellular component (GO): nucleus
Molecular function (GO): transcription cis-regulatory region binding; DNA-binding transcription factor activity
Source: RefSeq, a predicted model, not a curated record